Molecule: messenger RNA, 3290 nt
Organism: Ictalurus furcatus (blue catfish)
Lineage: Eukaryota; Metazoa; Chordata; Actinopteri; Siluriformes; Ictaluridae
Product: mucin-2-like
Exons: 5
Coding region: 128-2098 (656 amino acids)
Biological process (GO): lipid catabolic process; phospholipid metabolic process; arachidonate secretion
Molecular function (GO): calcium ion binding; phospholipid binding
Source: RefSeq, a predicted model, not a curated record
UAGCUAAUAUCAUAAAUUUUGCUAUGGUUCAGAAUUCUUUUCAGUUUUGCACUAUGCUUUAUAUUUAAAGUAUUCACAUUGUUUUCUAUUGUGAUUGACAGAAAAGGAGAAUACAGGUUUAACACCAAUGAUAAAACUACAGAAACCUCAUGGUGUGUAUCCUGAAACACAAACAUAUACACCUCACUCAGAGACAGAGAGUGCACACACACAUCCACUGGACUCCAUCACUAUAGUUCCAACUACACUGUCACACACAUGGACAAACAAUUUACCAAGAGAGCUGGAAAAAGAUGGACGUGAGCAUGAGGAUCUCCAGAAGGCCAAGGUCCUCCUCCAAACUACAGCAGUGACCUUUGAACCUACAGCUGUACACACGUCAGACAACCCUUAUGACACCACCACAACAUAUUUGGAUCCGAACACUUCAGGGACGGAGAGCAAUCAAAUCCUGUUUCACCCAGUAACCAUGUCCCUGCCAGCCAAACUAAAGACUGAGGCUACACCGACUCCUACACAGCUGUCUCCUGAGGACAAUAGAGAUGAAAGCAAGGAAAAGAUAAGCAGUGAGGAUGAACAAAUAAGAAAAAGGCUGCAGGUCACCACCCCAAGCAAGAUCACUGAAGAUCAGGCCAAAUUGUUUGAGAUAAACACACUAGCUAACACACACACCACCACAAAGCAUCUCUCACAAGAUGAGGAGGUGACAGACACAGAGAGUCAAGAUGAAGAAGAACACAGUGAUGAAGACAAUCUGCAGACAAGUGCAGAAAUACAGGAUAGGAUUGCUGGUCACACAACUGCACUGAAUGACAUCACCAUCACUCCCAUGACCUCUCACCUCUUACCUAAAAAUCUUAUGCAACACAUAGAGGCCAAAGCUGACACCCAAUCACAAGCAACUUCAACAUUAUUCCCUAAAACAACAAAUAUGCCAAUAACACACCAAACAUCACCCAGACUCACCACACACACUUCACUUACUGGACCAUUCACACCAAGCACAUUGCAAACACAGACAACUUUCACAAAAUCACCACACACACCAUACACCUCACAUACACUACUUACGAAGCCCACAAGCACCCACAAAUCCUCAGUGACGCCUCACCAAAGCCCUAGCAGCAUAUGGAAAGUCCCAGAUACACACAACCACAAAACUGAGCCUCGCCCGCUACACACGCCCAGGUUUCCUCACACGCCCAAACCCAAUACCACCUCGUCUUCAUCACCCACCCCUACAAAGGGUUAUUCUGAAGAAGAGGAGGAGGAAGUGGAGGACGAGAAAUAUAAGGAGAUGAAGAGAGAGCUGUUGGACAGUUCCCAGGAGGCAGAGUCAAAAAAGCCUCUUCAGCAAGCAAAGCGAAUGAUGCCACUCUUCUCCUGGCCCCUGCUGGAGGCACCAGGACUGCCUGAGAUUCUGCUAAACUCACAAUCAGAUGAGUGCAGCAUGACAUUUACCCAGUACAGCUCCACUGGAGCGGUAAUUAGGGAGUUUGCAGCGUUGGGGGAAAUGUUGUACUGCUUAACCGGCCGCUGUCCUCAAGAGUACGAACACUACGGCUGCUACUGUGGACAGCAGGGUAGUGGAAUUCCUCAAGACCACCUGGACCGGUGCUGUUUUCUUCAUCAGUGUUGUCUGGAGCAGCUCACAUUGCUGGGCUGCAGGAGAGAUAGGAAACUCAACAUUCACAUCAACUGCCACAACGGCAAACCCCAAUGUCUGGGAGUAAGUGUAUGUGAUCGACUGCAGUGUGUGUGUGACCGCACCACGGCCGAGUGCAUGGCAGCAUCUCAUUUCAACCAUUCGGUCACCUCCAAGUGUUAUGGGCCCCGCCCCCUCUGCAUGCACAGACUACGCCCACCACCACAACCCACCAAUGAUGACUCCAGCCAGGAGAGCUCAGAAAUUGCCAAAUCAGAUCUACAAACACACACAGGGCCUCAGCAAACACUCCACACACAUAGUAAACCUGGAGGGGGUACCAGAGAGCAAGAGGGUGAUGAUGUAGGAAAACCAGAAGCAGAGGAGGACAAAGAAGAAGAGGAAGAGGGAAAUGAAGAAGAGGAAAGAGGAGGAGAAGAUGAAGAAAUCUAGAAAUCACAUCCUAAAGCAUAUAAACAGCUGUAAUACAGUGUAGUGCACAUCUAGUACACCAUGUUAACAAUAUUGUGCAAAUGAAAGACAAGACUAAACUAAAAUUCCACACCUUCGAGGUGCAUUAAAAUGUUAUGGCACAGUAUAGAGUAAUUGUUGUUCUUCAGCAUGUUAUAUUUCCCUAUAUCAACAAGUCUCAUUGUAUUCUAGCUCAAUGGCAGAUAGUUAACAUUAGCCUCAGUUGAACACAAACCCCUACUUCAUGCAAGUUAAUCUGUAUUAUCUAGUGUGUGAUGUGUUUCCAAAACAAAUUUACUUAUAUAUUGCAAGAGCCUAAAAAAUAAAUAAAUUCUGAAACAAUAUUAAAUGCUGAAAUUUGUCUAUUUAUGGCCUAUUGAUGACUUGAGUUAUUUCAGGUAAAUGAAAUGUCUAUGUAAGGACCCCUACUGUUAUAGGUAUAGUAGUGCUUGAAAGUUUGUGAACACUUUAGAAUUUUCUAUAUAACUGCAUAAAUAUGAAAUCAUAUUUUCACACAAUUCCUAAAAAUAGACAAAGAGAACCCAAUUAAACAAAUGAGAAAAAAAAAUAUUAUACUUGGUCAUUUAUUUAUUAAGGAAAAUGAUCCAAUAUUACAUAUCUGUGAGUGGCAAAAGUAUGUAAACCUCUAGGGUUAGCAGUUAAUUUGAAGAUGAAAUUAAGAGUCAGUGUUUUCAAUCAAUGGUUUUAUAGGAGUUCUGGUACAGGAAAUCUGCUUUAGGUCAUAUUUAUGCAGAUAUAUAGAAAAAUCUUUCAAGCACCACUUUAUUUCUUCAGUCAACUAAUCAGUAGAAGAAAAACUAAACAUAACUUAAGCCAGAUACCUUUAUUUUAACUGAAGCUAAACAACAUAAUGUUUGCAUGGAAAGAGAAUGCUUGAUUAAUCUGAGAACAUAAGUGUAAUGAAACAUUGCAUAUACAUUUUAAAUGUAUUUGGUUUUUUUUUUAAUAAAAAAUGACUGACCUAAGUUCUCAUGUAGACAGUUUUUUAAUAAAAUCACAAUUAAUAGGAGGUAUUGCUUUGAAUAUAAAAAUCUUUAUUGAUAUUGUUUGUUUUUGCUGUGCACAGGAAAGUGGUUGAGCAUCCAACACCCUGCUAGACAGAAAUUUGGCAUUUAUAGCAUCUUAGUGGUUUUUUUUUUUUUUUUUUUACAAA